This is a messenger RNA of Rhagoletis zephyria (snowberry fruit fly), 969 nucleotides long. RefSeq names its product skin secretory protein xP2-like. Lineage: Eukaryota; Metazoa; Arthropoda; Insecta; Diptera; Tephritidae. The record is from RefSeq and is a predicted model, not a curated record.
CUCUGAUCCGGCCGCUUAUUCUGCACCANAACCAUCUUCUUCCGCUGAUCCAGCAUCUUACGCUGCUCCGAGCUAUGCUCAAGCUUCUUAUACCGCACCUGCACCAGCCCCUGCGCCUGCUCCUGCAUCUUACGUAGGCUCCAGCAAUGGUCAGGCCUCUUAUGCUGCACCAGCACCUGCUCCUGUACCUUGUUCUGCACGCGCUCCAUCAUCUUAUUUGGCUUCCAGCUCUGAUCCGGCCGCUUAUUCUGCACCAGAACCAGCUCCUUCGGCUGAUCCAGAAUCUUACGCUGCUCCGAGCUAUGCUCAUGCUUCUUAUGCCGCUCCUGCAUCUGACCCAACAUCCUAUGCCGCCCCAUCUCCUUCUCCAGCUCCGGCUCCAGCUUCUGCACCUGCUCCAGCUUCUUAUGCUGCCCCGGAUCCUGCUCCUGCAUCUUACGCUGCUCCGAGCUAUGCUCAAGCUUCUUAUACCGCUCCUGAACCAGCCCCUGCGCCCGCUCCUACAUCUUACGUAAAGCCCAGAAAUGGUCAAGCCUCCUAUGCUGCGCUCUCCCCAUCAUCUUAUGCUGCCCCAGCUCCUGCUCCUCUGCCCUCUCAAGCAUCUUACGCUGACCCCAGAUAUGUUCAAGCUUCGUAUGUUGCUCCUGCACCUGCUCCUGCGCCUGCUCCAGCCUCUUAUACUUCCCCAGAUCCUUCUCCUGCAACAUAUGCUGCUCCUAGCUCCGCUCAGGCCUCUUAUGCUGCACCAUCUCCUUAUCCUGCACCCUCUCCGGCAUCCUAUGCCUCCCGUAGCUCUACUCAGACGUCGCAUGCAUCACGUGUUCCUGAACCCGCUCCAGCUUCCUAUAUAACCAUAAAAUUUGGUCAAGCUUCUCAUGCGGCACCUGCUCCUGCGCCUGCUCCAGCAUCUUACACAGCACCUAGUUCUGCGCAAAACGCUUAUGCUGGCCCACCUCCUCCUUCAGCAUC